AAAAUAUUAAAUAAGAUAUGACUCUGCAUUAAUUUUAGACAUGUUAAGUCGAAAAGGAACAAAUAUAUUUAUUUUUUGAUUAUUAGUAUGUAUCAAUUCGCGCAAUAACUGUGGAAUAAAGUGUUUAUUUUCACGUAUUAUUAAUCUUUUAAAAAAUCAAGGCAGAAAAGCGAAAGUUUGGAAUAAAUUACACCUCAUAAAUUAUACCAUGUUACAUCAAAUAGAACGUUUAAGGAUUCUCAUAAAAUGUACACAUACGUUUAAAUUAAUUUUAUAUCGUUCUUCACAAAGUUUGUUUAAUAAUUCAUUUUUAUGUACUAAUGCUAAUUUCAAUGUACAUAUUGAAGAACAAUUAAAGGAAAUUUUUAAAUUAAAAAAUUCUAAUAUUAGUACAUGGAUCGUGGAGAAUAAAGUACGGAAUCUAUGCCAUACAUAUAUAGAAAGUGAAAAAAAACAGAAACAACAUAUUUUACAAGUGCUAGCUGUAAAUUAUGCGAUUAAACAUGAUAGUGUAUUAGAAAAUGCAAGAAAACUUUGUACACAUUUGAAUAAUGAAAGGCAAAUGAUUGUUCAUGAAAGAAUUUUAAAAAGUAUUCUUAUACCACCGUAUCAAUGGUUAUUUAUUAUCAUGGGACGUCUUAAACACGGCGUAAAAUUUUUAGUUGAUCUAAGAACAGACAUUUUAGAAUUGAUAUCAGAAACAAGUGACAGCAACAAGAAUUUUGUGAUGCAGCAACUAAAUCUUACACUUAAAGAUUUAUUACUAUUAUGGUUUUCAGUAGGAUUUUUACAUUUAGAACGAAUAACGUGGGAGACCUCUUGUGAUAUAUUACAAAAGGUAUAUGUUUCAGAUUAUGAAGCAAUACAUCCAAUAAGAAAUUGGGUAGACUUAAAACGAAGAGUUGGACCAUAUAGAAGAUGUUAUAUAUUUAUGCAUCCAUCUAUGCCAAGAGAACCUCUUGUUGUAUUACACACAGCAUUGUGUGAUACUAUACCAAAUAGCGUAAAAGGAAUUGAAGAAGCAGAACAGAGAAUUCUGGGAAGAGUAGGAACACAAGUAACAUAUUUAGAAGAAGAUAAAUCAAAAAUAACAGCAGCAAUAUUUUAUUCGAUAGCAUCCACUCAAAAAGGCUUGCAAGGUAUUGAAUUAGGUAAUUAUCUAAUUAAAGAGGUAGCUAAUCAAGUGGUUACAGAAUUUCCGAUGAUAAAUGAAUUAUCUAGUUUGUCUCCUAUUCCUAAUUUUAGGAUAUGGCUAUUGGAAAAGAUGAAACAAGACAUAUCUUUCAUAUUUACGUUGAAGGAGCAAGAAACUAUACAAAAAAUUCUUCAAUCAGAAGAUAUAUUUACAACGUUAAAAAAUCUUUUUAAUAAUUCGUUAUGGAUAACUGACGAGCAAUUAUCAGAAUUACUUAAAAAGCCAUUACUUCGAGCAAGUGCAUGGUACUUGUAUAAAGAAAAACGUCGUAGUUAUGCCUUAAAUAACGUUGCAAAUUUUCACUUGCGUAAUGGUGCGAUCAUGUGGAGAAUAAAUUGGAUGGCUGAUCCUUCACCACGAGGUAUUGCGAAUAGUUGUGGCAUAAUGGUAAAUUACAGAUAUUAUUUGAACGAAUGUGAAAAUAAUAGUCGAAAUUACAUUGAAAACUAUUUCAUAAAUGCUUCCGAAAAUAUAAUCAACCUUGUGACACAAACAAAAACAAAUAAGAAUGUCACUUGAUAAAGAUAUCUAAAAAAUAUCAUAACAUACUAAACAAAUCAUUUAAAUAAUGAUGUAUGAUAUUGCCAAUAGGAUCGAAAUUCUUAACAAAGAAGAUUUUAUUACUCUUCAAAUUUUAUAUUUUUAUUAAAGAUUAUUAAAUUUGUUCAUUUAUACAAUAGCUGAUUCCUUUCCAGCUUAAAGACAGCACAAAGGUCUGCAGGCAGAUCUAAAACAAAAUAAUAAAUAAUGUUUUAAUUAUUUAAAAAAAAUUCUUGUUUUAUAUUUUAUUUACAUCUAAAGAGCAAAAAUUUAUACACAUGCAUACGUUCAUACACGCAUUCAAUUUUUAUCUAUAAUCGCUAUAAGAGAAUGCAAAUUUAUUUCAUACCUGUAGUCAAGGCUGGGUUUGAUGAAAGUUUGUGGGAAGAUGAGGUCUACUUUCUAGUUUUGUAUAAUCCAGAUGGAAUUCCUUAGCUACCUUCCUCCAGUUUUGCGCAUCAAAAUAAUAGUAAGUACCACGUUCGUAUGUCGAUGUUUUUUCUACAAGUCCUAAUCCAGGUGCUUGAGUAAUCCACACUUUCUCCUCCAUGUGAUAUCUCCAUUCCCUGCUGUACCUUAAUAGUACGAAAUCAAAAUAUACUUGCAUAGUGUUUUUUCAAUAUCUUCAAAUCAUUUGAUAUGAUACUUCUGCUUUACUUACAAUUCUGCUGCAGCUGCCAGUUGGAGGACAUCCCCGACAUUUGUAUAAAACAUAUAAAAUAGUAGAUCAUCUUUGUAUCGAUUUAGUUUAACUGGUGCUAACUUAUCCCUAAAAAUGCAUUACAUAUGAUUAAAAUAAAGAGGCAAAUAAUUCAAUAUAUCUUAAAAAUAUAAUCAAAGUAUCUAAGUGUUUGUGUGUAUAUCACGCGCGUGCAUGUAUUUAUAAAAGAUAAAAAAACUGUAUUCCAAAAUCUACACUUCGAACUACAUUUCAAAUCGUACAAAAUAUAUUUAAUAUUAUAACAAUUAAAAUACUACCUGAUUGCUGCAUUAAUAAGAUAUUCUGGUGGUACAUGAAAGUCGAUAUCUUGUGGUCUACAUGGUGUUUCUGCCCAAGGACCACCAAAAUUUUGAUAUAAAUUUUCAGGAGAAUUCAAAUUCAAUCCUAAUGCUGUAAGAUCUUGUCCUAAUGCCAAAGAUACUAAAUUUGGAUCCGUUUCUGCUGCUCUGAUAAAAGUUAAGAGACCAACCAUUCCAAAUUGAUCUUUUACCAUACUCGCAGGCAUGGGACUAGGUUGGGGCAUGGAAUCACCCUGACCUCUAUUUGUCAAAGAUGGAAAUUCCGAAAGAUCUAAUAGAGGGGGUGUACUUGUAUCUCCACCUCCACCACUUCCAAACACAGAAUGGAAAUUAUUAAUCGCACCUUGAGAUCCGUAGUUGCGACUUGGAGGUAUACCAAAACUGCCCAUACUACCCAUUGGAUUUGAGGUUCUGUAAAGUAACACUUAUAUACUAUCUGCACAUUAAAAAUAUAAAUAUUUUCACUUUUAAUACACUACAAAUUUGAAAUUUGAAAUUUGAAAUUUGAAAUACAUAAGUAUUUGAAAUGAUUAGUACAGAAUAUAAUUUCUUUUUUCAAUUUGUUCUCUGAUCAAAGUAUUUAUUUGUAUUAUCAGUAGAAAAACGCUAUGAAAUAUUUUCUAUACAGACAGAAGACAUGAGAUAUUACCAAAAAAUAAAUCAGUUAUAAUAGUGAUAUAUCAAUUAAUACAUCUAUUUUAUUUUUAUAAUCUGUCAGUAAACUUACCCAAGAGCAGGCAUUGUACGUCUAUCUGUGAAAGCCCUUUGUCCAAACAGCCCUCUGCUACUCAUAGGAGAGAGCUGUUGUUGUUGGGAUUGAUGAUUGGUCUGCGUGCUUCCUGAUCCUGAUGCACUAGGAUAAACGUUGGUAACCACUACCACAGAGUUUGCUGUGCUUGAGGUACUUGCAGAUGAGCCUGAGAACAUGCCCGAUGUGGGCGUGACAUGACCCGCAAGGGUCGAUGAAUUUAAGCCCCCCCCACCACCCGCGCGCGAAGUAAGGCUUGUAUUCGCAAUACUGCGUGGAGGCUGCUCAAAAUUCAGGUUGGCCAUAGCCCAGUGGCUCCAAUAUAUAAUACCUGCCAGGGCACACCAACACACUUUUGUUUUAUGUCAAUUACCACAACCACUUUGUUUGUAUACUGUGACACACAAGUUGUGCAAUUGCAUGGGAUCCAUGAAGAUCCAUGACAAUAUCUCGUUGUAAUAACCUGUAAUAAUGAAGCAAAGACUAAACAUAUUAAUUACAAACUGUUUAUUAUAGCUUAAUAUGAGAAAUAAUGAUAAAGAUUGAAAUAUCAAAAUGUUUAUUGAUGAAUA
Molecule: messenger RNA, 4075 nt
Organism: Vespa velutina
Lineage: Eukaryota; Metazoa; Arthropoda; Insecta; Hymenoptera; Vespidae
Product: malonyl-CoA decarboxylase, mitochondrial-like
Exons: 11
Coding region: 209-1714 (501 amino acids)
Biological process (GO): fatty acid biosynthetic process; acetyl-CoA biosynthetic process; positive regulation of fatty acid oxidation
Cellular component (GO): mitochondrial matrix; peroxisomal matrix
Molecular function (GO): malonyl-CoA decarboxylase activity
Source: RefSeq, a predicted model, not a curated record